GAAUUCGGGUUUUUUUUAGAAGGUGUACAGCUACUGAAGAUAUUGUGAACAUUCCGAGCGAUUGCGCUCACCUCCACCAUGGCACAAUAACGGCUGCAGCGGCCCCAAAAGCGGCAAACCCAGCAGUGCCUCAGCGCAGUGCACUGGCUUUAUAUUUUGCAAAAAUGGCGUCCCCUGGGGCUACUCUCAGCACUGCUGCAGUCGACAGCACAAUAGAACCGCUCGACUCCUCCUCGUCAGCAGACCCGUCUCUCUUCCUCGCACGCGCAGCUGUUCCGCAGAACCACCUGACGAGCGGCCAUGUCUCUGAACUCUCACCUGGCGCUGGGAGACGUGGGGGCCCUUCUCUUGGGCCCCUCGUUUCUGAUGGCUGACCCUCUGGGGCCCCUUCUGGAUGAAGAUGAAGAAUACUCGGGGGGGUCCUCUACUCCCCUCUCUCUCUCUUCCGCUGCCUCUCCCUCUUAUCUUCUUUCCCUCUCUCCCCCUCCCUCCCCUCCUCCUGCCCUAGGAUGCAGGCUUGGGGAUGAGAUGCUUGCCUUCCCUUGGCUGUGUGACAGCGAGGUGCUGGAUGUCUCCAGUCCAGCCGGUGACAAGGAUGAUGGCUUAUCAAGCAUGGACUGGAUGGCGGAGGAUAUAGACCUGAGCGAGUUCGACUCCCUCAUGGGCACCUACGAAUCGGACGAGCCCCCCAGCUCCCCAGAGGAGCUCAUAGCUUCCCUGGAGUCUGGCAUGGGUCCCCUGGAUCUGGAUCCCCUGCAGCUCACCGCCUCCAUAGUCCCCCCGCUAGAAGAGCCGGCCGUCCCACAGCCUGAACCUUCUCCCCUCUCCCCUCCGUAUUCCCCAGAGCCCCCGCAGGAAAUAGAAGUCAAGUCCGAACCCCCCUCCCCGGCCCUCCUGCCCACCUUCGCCCUGGAGCUGGGCAGCGAGGUGGACGUGGCGGUGGACGUGGCGGAGGACGUGCGCGCCGCCCCCGGCAUCAUCCUCUCCCUCUCCCACAUCGUCGUCCUCCUGGCCCCCAAAGAAGAGGCGGCCCCCGUCUCCCUCGACGACCAGUCCGACACCGACAGCGGCAUCGGGUCCGUCUCCGGUUCUCCCCGCCCCGGCUCCUGCUCCACCCCACCCCCCUCGGCCCCAGCCCCGGCCCCACGGCCCGCCUCCAGGCCCAAACCGUACUCCAUCCUCAAGAAAUGUGAACCCGCGGCUAAGCCCGGGAAGGUCAAGUCUGCCCCCGUGGUGGUGGAGAAGAAGCUGAAGAAGAUGGAGCAGAACAAGACCGCCGCCACGCGAUACCGGCAGAAGAAGAGGGUGGAGCAGGAGUCCCUGAGCGGCGAGUGCAGCCAGCUGGAGGAGAGGAACCGAGAGCUGGCGGAGAAGGCCGACUCCAUCAGCAAGGAGAUCCAGUACCUGAAGGGCCUCAUCGAGGAGGUGCGCAAUGCCAAGAACAGGAAGAAGGGCCGCGCAGAGUGACUCAGUGCAUUUUAACCCCACCUGCUGAUGCAGUAUUUUAGUUUGUCUGUGCUCGUGUCGGAGUUAGGAACAUGAAUUAAAAUCCCCACCCCACCCAUACUACCCCCCCCCCCCCCCCGCCAAUCAAUCAAUUUCAACCGCUCCAUGACAAUCACAUCUUUGUCAGUUACUCCCACUUUCAUUUUCCCCAGUUCUCUGCAUGUAUUAAAGAGCCCUUUCAUCUUCAGUCCAGUUAAGGGGUCACAUUGAUUUAUCCAACUGUCUUUACACCUAACUCAAGUGGUUUUUGUAAAAUGGCCUCAUUUGUGCUCAAUGUGGAUUUUAUUUAUUACAAAAACCUCUUAUCUUUGUAUAUAGUCUGUCAGGUGCCGCUGGUAAGAUUGGCUUGAUAAAAAAGGCUUUCUAUGUUUUCAAAUAAAGCUCUAGUGAAACUCA
Conger conger (European conger) is the source of this 1902-nucleotide messenger RNA. It is a transcript of the gene atf4a, whose product is annotated as activating transcription factor 4a. Bases 301 to 1467 code for a protein of 388 amino acids. Gene Ontology annotation, biological process: regulation of transcription by RNA polymerase II. Gene Ontology annotation, cellular component: nucleus; ATF1-ATF4 transcription factor complex; ATF4-CREB1 transcription factor complex. Gene Ontology annotation, molecular function: RNA polymerase II transcription regulatory region sequence-specific DNA binding; DNA-binding transcription activator activity, RNA polymerase II-specific. The record is from RefSeq and is a predicted model, not a curated record. The transcript has 3 exons. Lineage: Eukaryota; Metazoa; Chordata; Actinopteri; Anguilliformes; Congridae.